AGCUUCAGUUUGUGCUGCAUCGGACGGGAGAGCUGAAGGGGGGGAGGGGGGAGGAGGUCAACGAGAAGAUCUGCAGGAGGGUGAAGGAGCUUCUGAGUCUUCAAGGAGUCUCAGCUGACGAGUCUGCCAUGGGCCUCUGCCGCUUCUUCGAGGAGGAGACCUGGCAAAGGGCCUACGCCCCCUCCCUCCUCAAGAAGAUGAGAGACGAGAGGUACGUCGCCCUAGCGGAUAUUCUUCCGCAAGCGACGGUGCGGGUGCUGCAGCGCUACUACCGGAGGAUCAUCGAGACGAGGUAUAAGAUCAGGUUUGCAGAGAAGACGCGGCGCUGGGAGUUCGAGGAGGCGCCGAUCGCCAACCUCGUCAACCUCCAGCUCUCCGACCUCGUCCAGCGCAUCACCGGAGAGAACAUCGUCCCCACCUACGCGUUUCCCGUCCACUACGUCUCAGGCGGUCACAUCUGGCCGCAUCUGGAUGUGCCGGAGAACGAGAUUUCCCUCACAAUGCAGCUCGAUCUCACCCCGGCUGACGGCGAGUGGCCGCUUAUGCUGGAGGCGCCGCGAACCAAAGAGUUGCGAGGCGUGUCGAUGCGGAACAACGAUGGCGUACUGUACCGGGGAACCGAAGUCGUACACUGGAGGGACAAAAUGCCGGACCAAUACCAGGUCAUGCAGCUCAUCUUUGCCUGGCGGGCAACCAACAUGUCGGGAUGCAACGCACAGUAGGAGAGCCAAUGUCAAGGAAGGAUACAAUACAACAAGCUUCACAUUG
This is a messenger RNA of Guillardia theta CCMP2712, 768 nucleotides long. RefSeq lists its product as hypothetical. The record is from RefSeq and is a predicted model, not a curated record. The transcript has 5 exons. The coding region runs from base 198 to 722 and encodes 174 amino acids. NCBI's taxonomy places the organism in Eukaryota, Cryptophyceae, Pyrenomonadales, Geminigeraceae.